Salvia miltiorrhiza (redroot sage) is the source of this 1038-nucleotide messenger RNA. RefSeq lists its product as uncharacterized. The transcript is spliced from 3 exons. The record is from RefSeq and is a predicted model, not a curated record. NCBI's taxonomy places the organism in Eukaryota, Viridiplantae, Streptophyta, Magnoliopsida, Lamiales, Lamiaceae. Gene Ontology annotation, cellular component: nucleus. The coding region runs from base 233 to 958 and encodes 241 amino acids. Gene Ontology annotation, biological process: regulation of DNA-templated transcription.
GCUCUAAAGAAUCUAAACCCAUGCGGUUAUACCGUGCCACACACCAUUGCACUCUUCUUUAGUGUUUUUCUUUUCGUUCACGAACAAUCGUGUAAAGACCAGAUUGUAAAUUUAAACCCUAAUUUCACAAAUUCUCGAUUUCUUUCUAAUUGGCUCUCGAGAGAUUGUUUUGGUUCAGCAGAAAGAGGAGAAGAAGAAAAACAAUCCAUAACUUAGGGUUCAAUUUGGGGGAAUGGCAUCCGAGAAGAAGGCGUCGGAGGGCAUAGUGUUGCUCUCGAUGUACGGCGACGAAGAUGACGAGAUGGAAGAACUCGAUGAGGAAGUAGAAAACAUUCAUGAAGAUGGAAUUCCCCCGCCGGCGUCGGAUGCCAUCGCCGUGAACGAGAAUGAUGGUAUUAGCGAUUACGGCAAUGAACAAAUGCAGCGGCAACAGGAAGAGAGAGGUCAAUUCAACGACUAUACUCCUCCAGCAUCCGCGACUCCGCAACAAAAUCUCUUCUCGCCCCAAGAGCGGAUGCAAGCACAACAUUUUAGUUCGGAUUUGAAUAAUGUUCAGAGCCAAAAGAGUCGACUGACUAUUGUGGAUUAUGGCCAUGAAGAGGGCGCGAUGUCUCCGGAAGCAGAGGAAGGUGAAAUCAUGGCAACUGGUCGAGUAACGUAUGGAGAGCAACUUCAAAGUAGUGAUGUCACUGCUUGUGCUUUAGGUGAAUCGCGAGAAAAGAUAUCACCAGGUAUGGCUCGGCUUCCAACACCUAGCACUCAAGGUGCAACCCCCCAAUCAUUGGAGCCAGCUGAUCAGCCUGAAUCAGAUGCCAUGAAUUAUGCUACAAGUGAAUCAGAAGCUGCAGGGACUGAGGAUGUUGUUAUGGGUUCUGUCGAGGAUCAAAAGGAUAUCGAUCCAUUGGAUGACUUUUCACCGUUCCAACGAGCAAUAACGGCUCGCCGACCACUGGCAUAGGGGAAAACCCCCAAUUUUCUUACUCAAUAUGAAUUUGUCAGCAAUUUAUUGCAAAUCUUGGUAAAUUUUGAUGGUUAUUC